Messenger RNA from Talaromyces proteolyticus, 1588 nucleotides. RefSeq lists its product as uncharacterized. Lineage: Eukaryota; Fungi; Ascomycota; Eurotiomycetes; Eurotiales; Trichocomaceae. The transcript has 3 exons. The record is from RefSeq and is a predicted model, not a curated record. The coding region runs from base 1 to 1500 and encodes 499 amino acids.
AUGUACAGCUAUGAUCAGCAGGAGCCAGAGGCACGCGAGACAGUGCACGGACUAUAUUAUGAACCGCACGACGAGGCCAAGAAGAGGGGAUAUGGGGAAUAUCGAGGGCAUGUUCAACAUAUAGAUCUGAUUGCGACUGUGAACAGCUUCAACGACCACGCUUACAAUAAGUUAGUUGAGAAGCUUGGGGUGACUCCUAAUCGAAUUUAUAUGACGCAAUCGAUCCCAAUGAGAUUUCCAGGAAACAAGGCACCUGUCCCUGGAGAUACCGCCGCCUCCGAGCCACCCCAGCCAGCAACACUGGAGGAGACAAUUGUUCAGCGACAGACAGUGAUGACACUCUCGCUCUCUUCCUACGUUGUCUUGUCUUUAUCGACAGUGUUGGCUGGAAACUGGGCCAAAGCCGACUCGUUUAUUCCAACGGUGUCUGGAACACCACAGGAGCUGGGAAAUGUAACAGAUCCGACGAUCAACCGCGACUCAUGUGUAUCAGCGAGAUUCGGUAGUCGCAUGUUAUGGACAUGUCGCGAUUCACAACCAUACGACUCCAACGGAACACCCAUACUCCCCGUUUAUUCAAGCUCAGCUUCAUGGACUGAUUUCAACGACACCGGUACGCCGACUAUCCAGAGUACCAUCCAGGGUUCCGAUAGCUCACAGAUCGGCCUGCUUUGCUACGGAGAUAAUAACGAACAACCCUUCUUUCCAAUCACUACAAGUGAAUGCAAUGACAAUUCUGCCGGUGGAUGCCCGGAUGGAACACGUUACGCUAUUUGGCCCAACAGUCCGCCACUAAUGACGUUUGGGGAUCCUUCGACCGGAUCAGUGGUUGCAUACACGUGGAUUUUACAAUCUCAUAUCACUUCCAAUCUUGCCUUGUUGGAUCCAGAUCCUCCGACGACUUUAUAUCAGAUUAAUUACAACGGCACGGCAGGCUCUUUGAAUUCCACGGAGCUGCCUAGCGUUGUUAGUGUGGACGAUACCUUCUGGAAAGCAGAUCAGAUUCCAUACGGUACGUAUGGCGGCGCUGUUGUGAACGAUACAGCAUAUCUAUACGGCAUGAGCACCGCUGGCACGAUCGGCCUUGCACAGGUGCCCGCCGACCAAGUCAGCAAUCAGACCGCGUACCAGUACUAUGUGAAUAAUGCAUGGACAAGCAUUGCCCCCGGAGUGAACGACACAGGUGUUGAUAUUUCGAACGCAGGUGCCGGCGGCCAGGGUACAUUCUACUACUCAACAAUCUGGGAUCUAUUCGUAUGGAUUGGGCAGGCGGGCGAGAGUAUCGCUGCCGAUUUCUACAUCACGACUGCCCCUGCCGCUGAGGGCCCGUGGGCUGAGCCUGUCAAGUUCUAUUCAGGUGAGAGUAAUGGGAUGGCGUACUCAUUGCAGGCGAAUCCGGGUUUGGUUAGCGAUCCCAACGAGAAUGCAAUUUACUUGUCGUAUACUGUCAGCACUGAUGUUGGGUAUUAUACGCCAUUGGUUUAUGUUCAGUGGGAGUAAAUAUUUUUAGAGGUUCUUGCAUUAGAUUUUGGUUGAGGAUUAGAUUUUUUCAGGGGGUUAACUUGUAUAUGGUUGGCGUUAUGUUCCC